Molecule: messenger RNA, 4259 nt
Organism: Dipodomys spectabilis (banner-tailed kangaroo rat)
Lineage: Eukaryota; Metazoa; Chordata; Mammalia; Rodentia; Heteromyidae
Gene: Hycc1
Product: family with sequence similarity 126 member A
Exons: 11
Coding region: 231-1796 (521 amino acids)
Biological process (GO): protein localization to plasma membrane; phosphatidylinositol phosphate biosynthetic process
Cellular component (GO): plasma membrane
Source: RefSeq, a predicted model, not a curated record
UGGCUGGCGGCAGUGGCAGCUCUCGGGGCUGGCUUGUCAGUCAGUGAGAGGAGGGGGAAGAUGGCUCGCCAGGACCCGUUCUGUUAGGAAGAAGAGGGGCUGGGAGUGCUGCUACUGAGAGAAAGCCGAGCAGCCGCCGUCGCGGUCGUUCGUGAGGCGCACAGGUCGAGGUUCUGCCGCUGUAGCUCCCGGAGCUGCUCUGGUUGAAGGUUUGGAACAGAUGUGGAAAGAUGUUCACUUCAGAGAAAGGGAUUGUGGAGGAAUGGUUAUCAGAGUAUAAGACACUACCAGAAACAUCUUUACAAAAUUAUGCUACAAAUCUGAAAGACAAGAAUUCUUUAGUUUCAUCUCUCUAUAAAGUUAUCCAGGAGCCACAAAGUGAGUUGCUAGAACCUGUCUGUCACCAGCUCUUUGAAUUCUAUCGUAGUGGAGAGGAACAGUUGCUUCGAUUUACACUGCAGUUUCUCCCAGAACUGAUUUGGUGCUACCUUGCAGUCUCAGCCAGCAGAAAUGUGCAUAGCAGUGGAUGCAUUGAAGCUCUUCUCCUAGGAGUUUACAAUUUGGAAAUAGUUGACAAACAGGGACAUAGCAAAGUGUUGAGUUUUACGAUUCCAUCUUUAUCCAAACCAUCUGUCUAUCAUGAACCGUCCAGCAUUGGCUCCAUGGCUCUGACUGAGAGUGCACUGUCGCAGCAUGGUUUGUCAAAAGUCGUGUACAGUGGGCCUCACCCUCAGAGGGAGAUGCUGACCGCACAGAACAGGUUUGAAGUGUUGACAUUCCUUUUAUUGUGUUACAAUGCUGCCUUAACCUAUAUGCCCAGUGUUUCUCUUCAAUCAUUGUGUCAAAUUUGUUCAAGAAUCUGUGUUUGUGGAUAUCCUCGACAACAUGUAAGAAAAUACAAAGGCAUGAGUAACAGGAUACCAGUUUCUUCAGGUUUCAUGGUGCAAAUGUUAACAGGAAUUUAUUUUGCCUUAUACAAUGGAGAAUGGGAUCUAGCUCAAAAAGCAUUGGAUGAUAUUAUAUAUAGAGCCCAGCUAGAAUUAUAUCCAGAGCCACUGCUGGUUGCUAAUGCAAUAAAGGCUUCGUUGCCUCAUGGUGCCCUGAAAUCUAGUAAGGAAGGUACAAGGUGUAUUCAAGUUGAAAUCACACCAACAUCCUCUAGAAUAUCAAGAAAUGCAGUAACCAGCAUGUCAAUAAGAGGUCACAGGUGGAAAAGACACGGAAAUACAGAAUUAACAGGUCAAGAAGAACUGAUGGAGAUUUCUGAAGUUGACGAGGGAUUUUAUUCCAGGGCUGCCUCUAGUACCAGCCAGUCGGGUUUAUCAAACAGUAGUCACAAUUGUAGUAACAAGACAAGUGUAGGAAAGAACCAGAGACGGUCAGGAGGAAGCAAAACUGGAGGAAAAGAAAAAGAAACUACUGGGGAAUCUUGCAAAGAUCACUUUGCUCGAAAACAGACUCAGAGAGCCCAAAGUGAGAAUCUUGAGCUUCUCUCCUUGAAGAGACUAACUUUAACCACCAGCCAAUCCCUGCCUAAGCCCAGUAGCCAUGGUUUGGCUAAGACUGCGGCAACUGUAUUUAGUAAAUCCUUUGAACAAGUCAGUGGUGUCACAGUCCCACAUAACCCAACAUCUACUGUUGGUUGUGGCACUGGGACAGAUGCCAAUAGGUUUUCUGCUUGUAGUCUCCAAGAAGAAAAGCUUAUUUAUGUUUCAGAAAGGACUGAACUUCCAAUGAAAUAUCAAGCAGGUCAACAGAGACCUCCUAGUAUUAGCAUUACUCUGUCCACAGAUUAAUUUGUAACAUAUUUUUUUCUUCAGUGAAUCUAGAAACAUGGAAUCUAGAAACAUGACUACUUCUUUAUGAAAAUGUCUCUGGUCUUUCAUGCCUACUUCUGUCAGGAGCCCUGGUGUCCUAAAUUCCAAAGGCUCUCUUUAUGAGGGAAUGUCUAGUUUGCAGCAGGCUAAAUAUGGUUUUAUUAUCUCUUGGUUGUAUUUACCGCCUUGGUUUGAGUCCUUGUCUUUUUCUUUUUCUUUUGUUAUUUGAUACUGUUGCCCCAAGUUGUCAGUGUGACAAUAAAUUUUGCCAAAUUGAUCAAGUUGGUUACAACCAUGUGAGAUUGUCAGUUUGCUUUUUAUACCAAUGUCCUUAGGUGUCAAAGUGGGUCUCCACAUAAAGGUAACUUUUAUAAGGCACGAGGCCGAGGAUCCAGUUCCAGAAUUCCACAGCUAGCCUUCCAGGCUAUCCUGAAAAACAGGCCUGUGAGAAAACAAAAAUGAUGAGAAUGAAAAGUGCCUGAUUAAAAUAUUUAUAGUCAGAUCAUCUUUAAGAUUAGAACAAUUUGUUCAAACUGCUGGGAAAUGCCUAACAACUCAGUACCUGAACUAUGGUGUGAUUCCAGGAAAUGAGUAGGUACAUUUCUGUUAUUAUCUUUGAACAUUUUUAUGUCAAAAAUCAGAUUAAUGGUAGAUAUUUUGAAGUUUUUUAUCUGGAUUCUGCAGGUAAAAAGAUCUCUCAGAACCUAGAGUGGAAUAGGCCAAAAAGUAGACUGAUCCUGCUGCUUGAUUUUGGAAAUCCUAGUUAGGUUGGAUUCCUGUAAUUCAUAGCACAUGUCACUGACGGAUUUUUUGGAGAUCAUCAUAAAUCUUGCAACACAUCUGUCAAGAUACUAGUAUCAAUUGUAUUAUACUGAAUUGUUUGUCAGUAAAUGAAGGAAAUUAGAUACAUUUCUCAUGUAUAAAAUGUAAUGAAAGAAAAUGAAGGUAGUGAGAUAUGGACAAAGACAUUUGCAUAUUAACUAACUUAGUGUUGUUUAUAAUUGUGUUCUUAAGUUUAAUAUAAAAAAUAAAUAUAUUUCUUGUUUGUGAGCAGGUGUAUUUUAAGUUGUUAUGUUGUAGGAAGAACAUCAUUUACCUCCACCAAAAAAUAAAAAUAGUAAAGGUCAGCUGGCAGAAGCUAACAAAUUUAUAUGUAGCUCUAGGGAACUAUAUGACCUGUAAAAGGAAGAGGAAGUUCUGUUUUUGCUGGUGGUGGUCAUUUCAUGUAGAGUCGAGCUUCUCUGUAAAGUUAGUAUAUUUAAAUAAUUUGGAGUAAUAAUCUGGAGAGAAAAAGCUGGGCUGCAGAUGAGAAUCAGCUUCUGGGGAGGUAGGUCUAGGAUAGGAAGCUGCCAACUUCCAGGCUCUUUGACUUCUAGUAUACAAUGUUGUCCUUAUUCAUGGUCUCUCACAGGCAGAACAUGAUAGAAUUUUCCCCUUAACCCUGCAUUUGCACAGCUCAAAUAUAUGAAAAACUUGUAUGUGUUGAAGAGUACUAAGCAUUUACACUCUGAAUAGUUUUGACCAUAACUGCUUUGCCUUCCAGUUUAAACCUAAUUCUUCAGAAAUCAUGAAGAACUAGAUUUCAUUCAUUAGACCUGUAAUUUUUUGCAAAUUCGAUUUUGGCAAGUUUUAGUUCCAGUAACAGACUGGAAUAAGAGCUAUUGUAAACAAAUGUAAGCAACUGGACAGUGAAAGUUGAUAUUGGAUUAAUAGUAAUCCUAUGUAUAACUUUGAGUAUCUGUGCAAUGUUGCUGUGAAUCUCUAUUGUCUUAUGAUUGUUUAAUUCCCCUAUGCUUAGCUAUCUACUAGUAAUUGAUAUUAUUAGAAAAUAUUUAAAUAUUGGCAUUUAAGCAAAUUAGGUGCUUAGGAACAAAGAAUAGGUUUGAAGAAACAUUAGAUGGCACAAAUGAGAGAGAUUUUGAUGUAUUGAAAUCUCAUUUUGGUAUUUUUUUAGAAUUUAGGUCUUUCCUAGUCAUGUGUUCUGAGAGCCAGUAGAGUUGAUAUCAACUGGCAUCUUGUUAAAAAUGCAGAAUUUAAGGGCCAGACCUAUUGAGUCAUAAUUGGCACUCCAACUAGAUCCAACUGAUUUCAUGAACAUUAAUAUUUGAGAAGAGAGUAUUAGAGUGCAAACAAAUUACUUGUCUAAUGCAUAGGCUCUCAGCUUGAUCAAGUAUAUUACAUACUAGAUCAUUAUAAUCGUCAUUGUUUUUGACAGCUAUUUAACUUUUUACUAACAUGAUAAAGGACUUAUUAAAUCUUCUAAGUCUGAAUUUGUAAUGAUUCUCAUUUACUUCUGCAUUGAAAAUGUAACAUUUUGUACUUUUCUUGCUAAUCAUAAGUGAAAUCAGAUGUUUAGACGCCUACAAUUUUAAGUAUGAAAGUUUAUCCCUUUUGUACUUAAAUUUUUGCACAAUGUACAACAGAUUUGUGUGUGUAUUCUUU